AUGCCAUUUGCCUCAGCUAAAGAAUACAGUGCCUCCUGGGGUGGUCAAUGGACGGGUAAACGUUUAGAUUGGUUGUUUAACUACGCAUGCGUACUGGCUGAUAUUUGUAUCUGGCUUCUGCGACAAACUCUCUGCUUCACUUCGCACCAUUCCCGCCUCUUUCUUUUGUGCCAUCUAUUUUUCUCUGUUACACGCUUUUCUCUCCCUCUCCCUCCCCCCUCUCUCUCUCUCUCUCUUACACACGCACACAAUUUAUCUCUGAUCUCUCAGUUUUAUCUAUCUAUCUAUCUAUCUAUCAAUCUAUCUAUCUAUCUAUCUAUCUAUCUAAAUCAGUCUUCUCUUUAUAUUUAUCUAUCUCAGUCGGUUCAUUAUCUAUCUAUCUAUUUAUCUGUUCAUCUCUCUAUAUCAGUCUGUUCAUACGUAUCUAUCUCUGUCUGUUCAUAUCUAUCUAUCUAUCUAUCUAUCUAUCUAUCUAUCUAG
This is a messenger RNA of Acanthosepion pharaonis, 480 nucleotides long. The record is from the annotation of a GenBank genome assembly. Lineage: Eukaryota; Metazoa; Mollusca; Cephalopoda; Sepiida; Sepiidae.